AUGAUUUUUACGCCUCGUUUGCUUUCCAUGGGCGCAUGGGCAGCGGUUGUCCUCCAAGCAGCCGCCGUCCCCCAUGGCCCAUCCUACUACAAAAGAGAAGAGGAAGCCUGUGGCCCAAUCGCAAAGUACACGGCGAACCCUAGCAUUGAGAAAUGGAACCAGGCAAAUACAGACGCCUGGCUUGAUCAAUGGUGGACUGUGAACGCCAACAACCGGACGACAAACGGGUUUGCCAAUGCUUUUGGCCAGUACGCACUGGGCCAGCCCGGCUGGUCGUGCCAGAACAACGGCAACGACGGCAACUGCGAUAUUCCAGUUUGUGGCAAUGCCCAGCUCAACUCUCUCGGCAACAACACCGAAGAGGCGUACUAUGUGCUGCAGUCGCUCAACAACCUACACGGCUUCUUCGUCGGUCUGGACGAGUCGUUCAAUAUCCCUGCCAUUGUCGCGGCCAUGGAUAACGAUGAGAUCGUGAAUAACUUUUGGUAUGACGAGAAUAACUGGGAUCCAACGAUCCUGAAGCAGCUUCUGAACGUACUCUCCGCUGUGGUUGCCGUGGUUGCCGGUGCUUUUGCUGCGCCUGCUCUCGCGGCAGCUGUGGCAGCUGCUGUCCCCGGCAUCCUGGGAGCAGGCUCAGCCAUGGUUACCGGUGGAGUGAAUGCAGCCGGUAAUGCUCUUUCUUCGGCAGACUCGAGCGAUGUCACACAGGCUAACCUCGGCCAUAUGAUGGCGGAGGCAGUGAGAUCUAUCUCUGGCUCAUUUAUUAACAUGAACAACGAGCUGAUGUACGGCAAUGGCUACGGAAGUUCUAGCGCUGAUGUUCGCACGUACCUCAAGGGCGGAUCCUGGGUCCACUACCAAGGACUGCAGAAGAACGGAGCUAAGGAUGUGAUGAUCAAUGUGAUGCAGUCGAUGAUGAUCAACUCUCUGUGGCGCAUGCAGCGUGUGUUCAUUCUUGGCGGUGGCGCCUGCGGCGACGGCCAGGGCAUCGGCUCAGGUAUAUCCGCACCCGACGACAAUUAUAUCUGCGACGAGAAUGGCAAGGCCUGGUACCUAUACUUCUGGCAGAAACAGGCCGGCAUUGCGGGGGAUGCCCCGAGAGGAUGGAUUUCUCGGCCCUGGGGAUCCGAUCGCAUGGGCCCCAAUCCUCGGUACGAGGCAGAGGGCGGCUCCGGUUCAUUUUGGAAGAAUCUUAAGCCACAGGACGCCAUCAAGUCCUCUCUCAAGUCCUUCCGAGCUGCUGGAAACAACUAUACCCCGGAGACCUUUACCAAUCGCGCGGCCGAGCUGUUCGCUGAUAGCACUAAAAUUCACGACGAAGGUGUGAACAUGGAAGGUCUCUGGACCAUUCCCGUGUGUGACAUCGGUCAAACUACAAGCCCCGACUGGAAAUAUAGCCUGAAGUCGUCCAUCCUUCGUACGUAUGGGUGGGGCCAUCAUCCAAGCUGGUGCGGACCGAUCUGUGAAAACGAUCCGGUCAAGACGGCGGACUUCUACAAGGCGGCCAACUUCAAGGAUGGCAAUGCCAAGUUAUUUCAGUUCAUGUGUGGGAACAAAAUCGACCCUGUUAACACUUGGUGGGAUUGGACUACCGGCGAGACGAAGAAUGGCGUGUAG
Penicillium robsamsonii is the source of this 1617-nucleotide messenger RNA. RefSeq lists its product as uncharacterized. The transcript has 3 exons. Bases 1 to 1617 code for a protein of 538 amino acids. NCBI's taxonomy places the organism in Eukaryota, Fungi, Ascomycota, Eurotiomycetes, Eurotiales, Aspergillaceae. The record is from RefSeq and is a predicted model, not a curated record.